CAUUUUCGCUACCAGUUUGGUGGGUGUGGCUAGGUGGAGACGUGUGAUGGAGUGGGUGUGGCCAGUUUGACAUCGCACACGCCCACUCAGCAUGGUGAAAUCCAAUUUUUUUUUACUACCGGUUUGGAGGGGCGUGGCUUGGUGGGCGUGGCAGGGGAAGGAUACUGCAAAAUCUCCAUUUCCUCCCCACUCCUGGGGAAAGGAUAUUGCAAAAUCUCCAUUCCCACCCCACUCUGGGGCCAGCCAGAGGUGGGAUUUGCCGGUUCUCCAAACUACUCAAAAUUUCUGCUACCGGUUCUCCGAACUGCUCAAAAUUUCCGCUACCGGUUCUCCAGAACCUGUCAGAACCUGCUGGAUUUCACCCCGCCACUCAGUCACAAGACCCCACCACCACCUAGCCACACCCACAGGAAAAGUCUUCUGGUCUUUGGCAUCCCUCCCUUUUGCAAGGCAUGAACCCCUCCGCCUCGGAGAUGCACCCCUAUGAAUGCAACCAGAAACCCCACUGCUUGUCAGCCAUGGAGCCGGGCCCAUCUUUGGCAGGAGACUGGGGAGCCACCGAGGAGGAAGAGGAGAAGGAGGAAGAGAACAGCCAGUACUUGAACGUGCACAUGCGCCGGUCACGGACAUCGAAGGGAUCCAGUCACAUGUACGAUUCCUUCCGAAGGCAUAGCUGGGAGCCGGGGAAAGUGCUGGAAGAAGACACAGAUUUUGAGCAGCUAAGCUUAAGUUUGAAGGAACUGGCACCUGAUGGACUUGAUUCCACGGAGCAACUGGAUGGGCGUUCCUUGGGAAGGGGAGACUCCCGACGAGCCCCUAUAAUUCAUAGCAACGACGAAAUGGGGUCUCUGCUAUUUCAGGAUGAAGAGGAGGAGGAAGAAGAUGGCCAGGGGAUGUCUCAGGAAUGCUGCAAGAGGAAACAGGUCUACGGCUUGUCUCCGAAUUCUCCCUGUGGUCAUCUGCCCAAGUCUGCAUCCAUGAGUGUCAUCGACAGUUACCCAGAUGAAUAUUCCCUUUAUGGUGAUAACAUCAGUCUAGUCAGUCGCUUCAGCAGUGGGAGCUGCGGGCAGCUGGAUACCAGCACGGUGGAGGCCGACCAUCAGGCUCCCUGGCAGAAGGAAGAGAAUGCCCUGGGUCGCACCCUCAGCUUCUUCAAGAAGAUGACUGGGAAGUCCAAGAAUAAAGAAAAAGAAAGGAUGAAGGAGGGCAAAGACAAGGACGCCCGCUACACCAAUGGUCACCUCUUCACUUCCAUUACGGUCUCUGGCAUGACCAUGUGCUACGCGUGUAACAAGAGCAUCACCGCGAAAGAGGCGCUGAUUUGUCCAACCUGCAAUGUGACCAUCCACAACCGUUGCAAAGACAGUCUCCCCAACUGCACCAAAGUCAAGCAAAAGCAGCAGAAGGCCGCGUUGCUGAAGAACACGUCGGCGUUGCAGACGGUGUCCCUCAGGAAUAAAACUAUCACCAGGGAGCGUCCCAAUUCUGCCAUUUACCCAUCGGAGAGUUUUCGCCAGACCUUGCUGGGAUCUCGCCGAGGCCGCCCCACCUUGUCGCUUUCCAAAAGCGUCUCCACUACAAACAUCGCAGGGACAUUCAACGACGAAUCCCCGCUGGGCAUCCGGAGGAUCCUCUCUCAGUCGACCGACUCCCUGAACAUGCGCAACCGCACCUUGUCCGUAGAAUCCCUGAUUGAUGAAGGAGCUGAAGUCCUUUACAGCCAGUUGAUGAGCGACUUUGAGAUGGACGAGAAGGAUUUUGAGGCGGAUUCCUGGAGCCUGGCCGUGGACAACAGCUUCCUCCAGCAGCACAAGAAAGAAGUCAUGAAGAGGCAAGACGUCAUCUAUGAGCUGAUCCAGACGGAGCUGCAUCACGUCCGCACCCUAAAGAUCAUGACCAACCUCUUCCGCAAGGGGAUGCUGGAAGACCUGCAGAUGGACGCCUCGGUGGUGCAGAGCAUGUUCCCCUGCGUGGAUGAGCUCAGCGAGAUCCAUGACGGCUUCCUGGUCCACCUCUUGGAACGCCGGAAGGAAUCGCUGGCUGACGGCAGCCGCAAGAAUUUUGUGAUCAACCGCCUGGGAGACAUCCUGAUCCAGCAGUUUUCAGGCGCCGCUGCCGAGCAGAUGAAGAAGGCCUACUCAGAGUUCUGCAGCCACCACACCAAAGCCGUCAAGCUUUACAAAGAGCUCUUCACUCGGGACAAGCGGUUCCAGCAAUUCAUCCGGAAAUUGUCACGCUCAGCGGUGCUUCGGCGGCAUGGGAUGCAAGAAUGCAUUCUCCUCGUCACUCAGCGCAUCACCAAAUAUCCUGGGCUCAUCAAUCGAAUCCUGCAAAACUCCAAAGGGAACGAAGUGGAUCAGAAAGACCUGAGCACAGCCUUGUCUCUGGUCAAAGACCUGAUCUCCACCGUCGACCAGGAAGUGCACAAUCAGGAGAAGAACGCGCGGAUGCAGGAAAUCUACAACCGGUUGGACGGGCGGACCAAGGCCCACCUGCCCCGGGAGAGGGGGCCCUUCAGCAAGGAGGAGAUGCUGCGGCGGAAACUGGUCCAUGACGGCUGCAUGCUCUGGAAGACCCCCGCAGGGCGCUUCAAAGAUGUCUUGGUGGUUCUGAUGACAGAUGUUCUCAUUUUUCUGCAAGAGAAGGACCAAAAGUAUAUUUUCCCCACCCUGGACAAGCCAGCAGUCAUUUCCAUCCAGAACCUGAUUGUCCGUGAUAUUGCCAACCAGGAGAAAGGCAUGUUCCUGAUCAGCAACACGCCACCCGAGAUGUACGAGGUUCACGCUGCAUCGCGGGAUGACCGCAACACCUGGAUGAAGGUCAUCCAACAGAGUGUCAAGCUCUGUCCUAACCGGGCUGACUUCCCCUUCAUUGAGACCGAGAGCGAAGCCUCACUCAGGAAGCUGAAAGAUAAGAUUCAGCAGUGCGACCAGGAGAUUGGCGCCCUUCUCAGGGAGAAAACAGAACUCUUCGCGGACCUCGUGGCUCUUCAGAGCGGCAGGGAAGACAGCCCUUCGCCCUGGGUGAACCCCCGCACUCUCUUCCGCACCGAGUCUUCGGACUCCCUGCAUGGCGAGAAACUGAUCCAGGAAGCCAUCAGAGAAGUGGAAGUUUUGAAAGAUCUCGUCAUGGGACCCACCUGGGACUCAGAGCAGAACCACAUGCAGACUCCCAGCAGCUGCUCCAGCCCAAACCCCAGUAAUACCGCAAAUGGGGAGACUGGAAGUAUGAACAACGCUCUUGAGUUUACCAGAGUCGAGGCUGGUUCAAACCAUCGGGAUGGAAACGGCAACCAGUUGCAGGCCAAAGGAGUGCAGGAGGAGAUGCUGCAGCGCCUCAAGAGCCUCUAUUCUCUACUCCAUGGACUGCAGGGCGCCGUAGCGCAUCAGGACUCCCUGCUGGCCUUCCAGGCGCAGGAGGGCGGGGAAUGGCGGGAACGGCUGAGCCGCAGCAACUCCUGCAAAGAGGCUCCCGCGACCGACCAGCAAAGCACGGAGCUCUCGCUCCUGCAGAAGCAGCACGCCCUCUUGCAGCAGGAGCUGAACCGCUGCCGGCAGCUAGGCCAGGAGAAGGCCCAAGAGGUGGCUGCCCUGGAGGCCCGGCUGAGGGAGAGCGAGGGCGAGAGACAGCGGCUGGAGCGAGAGGUGGACGAGGCCCGGAGGCAGCUGGCCGCUGGCCCCCGGUUGUCCAUGGAAGCCGUCUGGAUUCGGAAGGGAGCUGAGCCCCGGAGGCGCAGUUUGCCUGCCGGAGAUGCCUUGUACCAAAGUUUCACCCCUCCUCCACAGAACCGAGUCGGAGAGCCCCUCUCGCCCGGCUGCCACUCCCUGCACCGGACCUUCCCCAGCGGCCAGCGGGAUGAGGUGGCCUUCGCUGGCCGACUGCAGGAGGAGGCAGAGGAACAGCUGCAGGUGCUGAUGGAGGAGGAGGGCCUGGGCAACUCCCGCUCUCCCCCCUCCAGCCCCAGAGAUUUCCUGAGGAUGCAGGAUAUUCCAGAAGAGGUGGAGAGCAUCCACGAAGCCAACGCUGGUGACGGAGACCUCCUGGGCAGUUAGAUGGUGCCAGGUGCCAUGAGCCACCGAGGACCGCCUUCCCCCCUGCCCAUCCCAUCCCUCCCUUUUCUUUGAUCGAAGCCACACCCGCCAGGGUGUUUCAGGGACUCGGAAGACCACCCCAUGUGAACUCUGGGCUGGACUGGGGGAGGGAGAGGGAGGGAGGGUCGAAGAAACACGUGUCCCAAGAGCGGGUGGAAGGGCAGCCCCACUGAGCUGCACAUCCCCAGGGACCGUCGCCAAUGGACGGGCUGUUGACCUUGGCCAACGAAACGGGGCGGUAGGAACCUUCCUUUCUCUGGCUCGUGUUGCUGGGUUUGAGGCGGGCGCUUUCUGGGGCCCAUAAAGGCCGCCGGACCCGGUGCGUUCGGGGCCGAUCGGGGCCCUAACCCACUCCUACUGUACUUCCUGCAGUUUAAACUUUUUAUUUAUUUUGGAAACGGGUGGAAGCUAGCUCGACCCAUCCUGAUGGAAGAUAUUUUAAAUUAUUGUUAUUUUUUUUUUUAAAGUUGUCUCUGCUUUUGUUUAACACUUUCAGGGGGGGGUCCCUAUGAGCAUUCAGGGCAGGAAAGUAGUGAGAUUGCUGGUCAGCCCCUUGGCCUUGAAAGGAGAAGACAAGUUGACCAAGAAGGACCUUCCAAGAUCCUUCAAAUAUGCGACUCGGUCAACCCUGAGGCUCUGGAUAUAUUUUUUUUAUAUAUAUAUUUUUCAGCUUCACAAGCUGCUCUCCUGCUGGUCAGCCUUGUUUAGUUGAGGAAGUUUUUUCCCUUUUUGAAAUCCGGUGUUUCCCACAAAAAGAAGGAAUUUUGACUGAUUUCUCGCUCUUCCCCCAAGAGAGAGAUUGGUUUGCAAACACCCAAUUCUGACUUCUUACCCACAGCAGAAACUUGAUUAGCGUUAAGGCAAGGGCCUCUUCUUUUCAAUCUACUAAAUCUUAACUAAAUGGGUUUUGGGGAAGAAAAAUAGAUUUGGGGUCUGCAGAAAAAUGCAAGUGUUCUACCAACAAACAUUCCAUACCUGUGUGGACACAAUGUCAUCGUAUAUGACCGGUUAAAAAUCAAAAAGGUGGAGAUAUAUAUAUUUUUGUGCAAAGCUAAAUUGCGAUGAAGCCAUUCUUACCACCAGGCAGGAAGGAAAUAUUUUCUUGUUUCCAAGCCUUAUGCCCUCCAACUAUGUGUAUCGUUGGGUUUGCAGAACAAUAUCUCUGUUUGGGAAUUUAGAUUGUGCUAUGAAAAUUCAGAGUCUGGUUUUUUUUAAUUGGAGGAGGGGAGAGACCAGGAGCAAAGCCACAAUUUUCAGGGUUUUUUUUUAAACCAAAGCUUUAGUGGGCUUUUUUUUUUUCCAUUAAAAAUACGUAUCAGGGGAAAAAAAACAUCAGGGAUUAGAAAUUGACUUUGAAAUUGGCCUGAUUUCUAGCUUGAUUGGAAACUUAGCUAGAUGUGAUGGUUAUCAUUGCUAUUAUUUUUUACAUUGCCAUUGACACAACUUGCACACCCACUGAGCGUGGGUAGCCCGAGGCCCUUUUCUAAAGACCAACUUUUCUAAAAAAAAACAAAAACUAAUUUUCCUAAAUUUGGUUUUGAUCAUUCCUUGAGACGAUUAUUCCUGAGAAGAAAUUCUCCCUCUGGGAGAAAUGAAAAAUAAAUGAAGGAAUUGUGCAAAUCGGAAACAGAGGUCUCUUUCUCUCGUCCUUGUACAAUUAAAAAAAAAAAUUCACCACUUUUCUUUACAACUUUAAGACUUGUGGACUUCAGUCAGCUUUGCUGGCUGAGGUAUUCUGGGAGUUGAAGUCCACAAGUCUUAAAGUUGCCAACGUUGGAGACCCCUGCUCUAAGUUGCUAUUUCGGUCAAUUCCAUCUCAAUUUCUGCCGAGAAUAAAUGUGUGAAAAAAGAAAAAAACUCAGCUUGGUUGUUAGAAAUUGUCCAGGGCUCCUUACAGGUCACUCUUCAGAUGGCCAGAAACUCCCCAACAACCUUUAAUUAUAGAAACACCCUCCAAUCCGUAUUUCUCUCGCUUUAGCCAUUUUUUAAAAAUUCCUUUUCAACCCUUAAAAAGAGAUUUUCUUUUACUGAUUAAAAAAAAAAUACAAAAACCCUCCUGCGAUUCUGACCAGUAACACCUCUUAACAGAAAAGGUUUAAAAAAGAAAAGAAAAAAGAAAAGAAAAGAAAAGAAUGUGCCACGAAGGACUUUUUUUUUUUAAAUAACAAAGGAGAGUGAAUUUUUUUUUAUAAAUGUAUAUGAAGAUUUAAAAAAAAUGGUUUAUUGUUUUCCUGUUGAUUUAACUUGUAAAAGAAAAAGGGGACCAGAAAAGUUUAAUUAAAGAUAUCAAAACUGA
Ahaetulla prasina is the source of this 6387-nucleotide messenger RNA. RefSeq names its product Rho/Rac guanine nucleotide exchange factor 2 (gene ARHGEF2). Gene Ontology annotation, cellular component: cytoskeleton; ruffle membrane. Gene Ontology annotation, biological process: positive regulation of neuron differentiation; regulation of Rho protein signal transduction; actin filament organization. Gene Ontology annotation, molecular function: microtubule binding; guanyl-nucleotide exchange factor activity. The coding region runs from base 453 to 4052 and encodes 1199 amino acids. The record is from RefSeq and is a predicted model, not a curated record. NCBI's taxonomy places the organism in Eukaryota, Metazoa, Chordata, Lepidosauria, Squamata, Colubridae. The transcript is spliced from 27 exons.